AUGCCUCCACAGUCCCCGAAAAACAGACUUACGGUGCGAGAGAAAGUGCUUCACCGUUUAUACGGUCUUAUCCUCCUUAAGGAUACGCUAAGGGUGCCUUCGCGACACGAAACUGCGACGCGGAUCCCUGAUAUUUCUUCUAGCGACGAAGAUACUAGAAAGAAAAUGAAUACUACAGCGGAGGCGAUGCUGGAUGAGAUGAUUCAGGAGAUGAAAACAGAUUUCAAGAAUGAUUUGACAAGGGCUGGCCCCAUGUAUAUACAUGCAGAUUCGUCGGCAGAUAUGACAUCGACGCUCGCAGACGUCGGCGCCGUGGCUCGCGUUGGUAUGCAGGCCUUCGAGAUCGCAAGCUACCUGGGUUCAUUAUCUCUAAGCGAUCCUGUCUAUGCUAUAGAACCUCCCCCGACAACGAACCCGUACCAAAAUUUGCAUCCGCUUCAGCAGCAGGCACCCCAAUUCCAGUUCCAGUUCCAGCUCCAAUCCCAAUCCCACGACAACAUCGCUAUUAGCCCUUCUACGCCGAUGCCGAUGCCAUGCCGAUGCCCGAUCUCCAUUCCCAUCCCCAACCCAAUUCACCACGCCACUCCCCCGGCGCCCCUCUAUUCACAUUUCCCUUCUAACCCCCUUCCUUUACCCCACAGUAGCAGUGGCAACAACACUGCGACAGCAUUUCAAGAGAGCAACACCAUCCACAAAAGUAAUGGCCAACAGCAACAGGCCUCAGGGUCGCACUUGAACUCUCCCGCACAAAGGGGAAGAGACGCAAGUGGCGAGGGACCACCGAGCCAGCAGUAA
Messenger RNA from Paracoccidioides lutzii Pb01, 795 nucleotides. RefSeq lists its product as hypothetical. The record is from RefSeq and is a predicted model, not a curated record. The coding region runs from base 1 to 795 and encodes 264 amino acids. The transcript is spliced from 3 exons.